UCUAAUCUCUGGUGAGAGGGGGACACGAAAGGGGAAUGAUGGGUACCAGGCACCGAGGGCUCGGACACAGUCAGGCGGGGCUACGGGGCGUUAUCGGCAGUGUGAGAAAGCAUGGAGCACCCGCGCAACUCCCAGGGAAGAAGUGAACACAACUGCAGGGACAGCGACAUGACCCUCCGACUCACCCUGGAGGACCGAACUCUUCCCCGGGCACAGUGCUGUUAGGAGCGGCGCCGGGCUGGAAGAAGAAGGGACUCAGAGUGUCGGAGCCUUUUUGUCUGGGACUGGGACUGGGACUGGGACUGCACCGGGACAGACAGACGCUCCGCCAUGAGACAUUAGCGGCUACCGCCUGACACACAGCCAAGUCGGACUUCCAGUCUUCACAAUGAGCCGUUAAAUUCCUGCUCUCGUCUCCGGAGUGGAGGAAAAGAGGAGGCAGCGAAGAGUUUCAUUCAUCUCUCUUCGUGUGUGUGUGUGUGUGUGUGUGUGUGUGUGUGUGUGUGUGUGUGUGUGUGUGUGUGUGUGUGAGCUGGACCGCGUUCCAGCCGUGGUGGACGUUAUAAGAUGCGGUGGAUAACGCUGUUAGUAGUGGGUCUAACGGUCUGGACUACUCUGUCUCACUGCUUCGACUAUGAAGAACCCAGUUUUGACUAUUACAACGAAGGAGACAAGACGGAAAAUAUAGACUACAAAGACCCGUGUAAAGCCGUUGCGUUUUGGGGCGACAUUGCGUUGGACGAGGAGGAUCUGCGGAUGUUUCAGAUCGACAGGACAAUAGACGUGACGCAACACACACACACUCACUCACACACUCCAACACACUCCAGACAAGGACAAACGACUGACUAUAGGCCUAUAAACUCCAGUCAUGAAUCAGCCUCCGGUCCCAGGACCCAGACUGGGAAAACAGCUGCUGGAAGGACUGGGAAGGCCGUAAAGAGUGGGAAUACUGGGAAGUCGGCAAGAUUUGGGAAAACAGAGAAUGCCUGGAGUGUUGUUGUGAAGAAUCGUGUUCCCAGAGCAGCAACCUCCCGAGCUGAGAGGAUCUGGCCAGGGGGAGUCAUACCUUACAUCAUAGGAGGAAACUUCACUGGCAGUCAAAGAGCGAUGUUCAAGCAGGCGAUGCGUCACUGGGAGAAACUGACCUGCGUGACCUUCAUAGAGAAGACUGAAGAAGAGAGUUACAUCGUCUUCACUUACAGACCCUGUGGGUGAGGAGGG
Oncorhynchus gorbuscha (pink salmon) is the source of this 1224-nucleotide messenger RNA. Its product is annotated as dorsal-ventral patterning tolloid-like protein 1. Bases 568 to 1218 code for a protein of 216 amino acids. Gene Ontology annotation, biological process: proteolysis. The record is from RefSeq and is a predicted model, not a curated record. The transcript has 5 exons. Gene Ontology annotation, molecular function: metalloendopeptidase activity. NCBI's taxonomy places the organism in Eukaryota, Metazoa, Chordata, Actinopteri, Salmoniformes, Salmonidae.